UGACUAAUUUAUCAAAAAUCAUAAAAUAAUUGGCAGACCAGAGUUGGAAUUCAAACUUUGAUCAUCAUCCACUUGCAAUAAUCACGCAAAAGACUAGUUCAUAUCUAUAAAAAAGAAUAGCAUGACAUUCUCUAUAAGUAGCCCAAACACAACACAAAUAUAUCCUAUUUAGUUUACUUGCAUGAUUUCGAAAUCCAUAGACUUGAUAACAAACUCACCAUGUAUAAAGACGAGACCAUCACCAAUAACGAAUCACUAUCCGUUGAAGCCACGGGUCCCAUAGAACCAACUGCUCAUACAAUUGACCAUGACUCAUGGGGGCAACUCGGUUUACUGCUAGUAACAAGUUUCAAUUGUGGGUGGAUACUAAGCUUUUCAAACUUGAUGUUGGUGCCACUAGGGUGGACUUGGGGUAUCACUAGUUUGAUACUUGUUGGACUAAUUACGGCCUACGCUAACUGGCUCUUAGCUGAAUUUCAUAUUAUCGAUGGACAACGUUUUAUUAGAUACCGAGAUCUUAUGGGCCAUCUUUUUGGUCGCAAAAUGUAUUAUUUAACAUGGGUUCUCCAGUUUUUGAUCCUACUUCUUGGGAACAUGGGGUUCUUACUUCUUGGAGGCAAAGCCCUUAAGGAAAUCAAUUCCGAGUUCAGUGAUUCACCAAUGAGACUCCAGAUUUACAUUGUGAUAACGGGUGCAACAUAUUUUGUUUUUGCUUUUCUGGUUCCUACAUUGUCAUCAAUGAGAAGGUCGUUGGGAAUUUCUAUGGUUCUGACUUUCACUUACAUAAUGAUUCUUCUUGUGGUAGUAAUCCGCGAUGGAAGAUCAAACAAAGACCGGAAUUAUGACAUUACCGGAAGCAAGUUCUCCAAAGUAAUGAACGGUUUCGGUGCAAUAUCAGCCAUUAUUGUUUGCAACUCGAGUGGCAUACUACCAGAAUUACAAUCAACUCUACGUAAGCCAGCAGUCAAGAACAUGAGGAAAGCCUUGUAUCUACAAUACACCGUAGGACUAUUCUUCUAUUAUGGUGUGAGCAUAGUUGGAUAUUGGGCCUAUGGUUCAUCUGUAUCAGUAUAUCUGCCUGAAGAGCUCAGUGGCCCUAAAUGGGCUAAUGUUACAAUAAAUGCAGUAUCCUUUGUUCAAUCCAUAAUAUCACAACAUAUGUUUAUUGCACCGAUUCAUGAAACUCUUGACACUAAAUUCCUAAGGCUCGAUAAAAGCAUACAUUCAAGAGAAAACAUAAAGAAUUUACUGUACCUGCGAGCAACACUCUUUACAGGAAAUACGCUGGUGGCUGCAGCAUUACCAUUUAUGGGUGACUUUGUGAAUUUACUUGGAUCAUUCUCACUCAUUCCUUUAACCUUCGUGUUCCCAAGCAUGAUCUAUAUUAAGGUGAAAGGAAAGUCCUCCGGAUUGGAAAAGAAGGCAUGGCACUGGAGUAUUAUUGUCUUGUUUUCUCUUCUCACAAUAGCAACUACAAUUUCUGCUGUUAGAUUGAUUGUAAACAACAUUAAGGAGUACAGUUUCUUUGCAGACACGUGAUAGGCAGGCAACAUUUACACCAUCCAAUGCGUCUUAUUACUGUAUCAAAAAGAAAAUCGUUACAAAUUUAUUACUUAAAUCUUUGCAA
Erigeron canadensis is the source of this 1627-nucleotide messenger RNA. Its product is annotated as proline transporter 1-like. The transcript is spliced from 8 exons. Bases 220 to 1539 code for a protein of 439 amino acids. NCBI's taxonomy places the organism in Eukaryota, Viridiplantae, Streptophyta, Magnoliopsida, Asterales, Asteraceae. The record is from RefSeq and is a predicted model, not a curated record. Gene Ontology annotation, cellular component: plasma membrane.